UGAGGAGCUCGCGACGCGCAGGGCUCUCUCCCGCGUUGCGGUUGCUUGGGAGAUGCUGGAGCGCGGCGCCCGGCUGCUCCACCUGGCGCACUGAGCUCGGCGCGGGGAGCCCCCGGGGGCGGGCGGGGGGCGCCGACUGCGGUAGAAUGCUAGCCGGGCUCCUCCGGCGCUGUGAGACGUCGCUCGAGCGCGGUCAGGUGCCUCUCUCUGCUCCACUAACUUGCCACUUGGUCGUGUUAGAUCUCCGAGGCUCUCUACGCUUUGGGGUGGUGGGGGGCGGGGGGAGUGGGGAGUUCGAGGGUCUGCGGUAGCCGAAGGAGGGAUCUUGCAAGGGGGAGCCUGCUUGGUGCCUCUCUUCUUCUCCUCCCUGUCGCUCCCCUCCCCCCACCCCGUCGCUGCCGCUUUCCCUUCUGCCAAUUCGGAGAGCGUCGGGCUCCUGUGACAUGCGAUCGCUGCCAAGUGACAGUCCCCGAGUCUGAAGUGCCCGCGAGGAAGUGAGCGCCAACGCGGGCCGCCGGCGAUGACAGCCAUGAAGCAGGAGCAGCAGCCCACCCCGGGGGCCAGGGCAAGCCAGGCGCAGCCGGCGGACCAGGAACUGGGAAGUAACAGCCCUCCACAGAGAAACUGGAAGGGAAUUGCUAUUGCCCUGCUGGUGAUUUUAGUUGUAUGCUCACUCAUCACUAUGUCAGUCAUCCUCUUAACCCCAGAUGAACUCACAAAUUCAUCAGAAACUAGAUUGUCUUUAGAAGACCUCUUCAGGAGAGACUUUGUGCUUCAUGACCCAGAAGCUCGGUGGAUCAAUGAUACAGAUGUGGUGUAUAAAAGCGAGAAUGGACAUGUCAUUAAGCUGAAUAUAGAAACAAAUGCCACCACAUUAUUAUUGGAAAACACGACUUUUGUAACCUUCAAAGCAUCAAAACAUUCAGUUUCACCAGAUUUGAAAUACGUUCUUCUGGCAUAUGAUGUCAAACAGAUUUUUCAUUAUUCUUAUACCGCUUCGUAUGUGAUUUACAACAUACACACUAGGGAAGUUUGGGAGUUAAAUCCUCCAGAAGUAGAAGACUCCGUCUUGCAGUAUGCGGCCUGGGGUGUCCAAGGGCAACAGCUGAUUUAUAUUUUUGAGAAUAAUAUCUACUAUCAACCUGAUAUAAAGAGCAGUUCAUUGCGACUGACAUCUUCUGGAAAAGAAGGAAUUAUCUUUAAUGGGAUUGCUGACUGGUUAUAUGAAGAGGAACUUCUGCAUUCUCACAUUGCCCACUGGUGGUCACCAGAUGGAGAAAGGCUUGCCUUCCUGAUGAUAAAUGAUUCGUUGGUGCCGAACAUGGUUAUCCCUCGAUUUACGGGAGCGUUGUAUCCCAAAGGAAAGCAGUAUCCAUACCCUAAGGCAGGUCAAAUGAACCCAACCGUCAAAUUAUAUGUUGUAAACCUAUAUGGACCAACUCAUACUUUGGAACUCAUGCCUCCUGACAGCUUUAAAUCAAGAGAAUAUUAUAUCACUAUGGUUAAAUGGGUAAGCAAUACCAAGACGGUGGUCAGAUGGUUAAAUCGGCCUCAGAAUAUCUCCAUCCUCACAGUCUGUGAGACUACCACUGGCGCCUGCAGUAGAAAAUAUGAGAUGACAUCAGAUACUUGGCUCUCCAAACAGAAUGAGGAGCCGGUUUUUUCUAGAGAUGGCAGCAAAUUCUUUAUGACAGUUCCUGUGAAGCAAGGGGGGCGUGGAGAAUUUCACCACAUAGCGAUGUUUCUUGUUCAGAGUAAAAGUGAGCAAAUUACCGUGCGGCAUCUGACAUCAGGAAACUGGGAAGUGAUAAAGAUCUUGGCAUACGAUGAAACUACUAAAAAAAUUUACUUUCUGAGCACAGAGUCUUCUCCCAGAGGGAGGCAGUUGUACAGUGCAUCUACUGAAGGACUGUUGAAUCGUCAAUGCAUUUCAUGUAAUUUUAUGAAAGAACAAUGUACAUAUUUUGAUGCCAGUUUCAGUCCUAUGAAUCAACAUUUCUUACUGCUCUGUAAAGGCCCAGGUGUCCCAGUGGUCAGUCUACACAGAAUGGAAAACCCAGCAAAAUAUUUUAUAUUGGAAAGCAAUUCUAUGCUGAAGGAAGCUAUCCUGAAGAAGAAGAUAGUAAAGUCAGAAAUUAAAAUGCUUCAUAUUGACGACUAUGAACUUCCUUUACAGUUGUCCUUUCCCAAAGAUUUUACGGACCGAAACCAGUAUGCUCUUCUGUUAAUAAUGGAUGAAGAACCAGGAGGCCAACUGGUUACAGAUAAAUUCCAUAUUGACUGGGAUUCAGUACUUGUUGACACAGAUAAUGUCAUCACGGCACGAUUUGAUGGCAGAGGAAGUGGAUUCCAGGGCCUGAAAAUUUUGCAGGAGAUUCAUCGAAGGCUAGGUUCAGUGGAAGUAAAGGACCAAGUAGCAGCUGUGAAGUUUUUACUGAAACAGCCAUACAUUGACUCCAAAAGAUUAAGCAUUUUUGGAAAGGGGUAUGGUGGCUAUAUAGCAUCAAUGAUAUUAAAAUCAGAUGAAAAGCUUUUUAAAUGUGGAUCAGUGAUUGCACCCAUCAUAGACUUGAAGUUGUAUGCAUCAGCAUUUUCUGAAAAAUACCUUGGUAUGCCAUCUCGGGAAGAAAGCACUUACCAGGCAUCCAGUGUGCUACAUAAUAUUCAUGGCUUAAAAGAAGAAAAUAUAUUAAUAAUUCAUGGGACUGCUGACACAAAAGUCCAUUUCCAGCAUUCAGCAGAAUUAAUCAAACACCUAAUAAAAGCUGGAGUGAAUUAUACUAUGCAGGUCUAUCCAGAUGAAGGACAUAAUGUGUCUGAGAAGAGCAAGUAUCAUCUCUACAGCACAAUCCUCAGAUUCUUCAGUGAUUGUUUAAAGGAAGAAAUCCCUGUGUUACCGCAGGAACCAGAAGAAGAUGAAUAAUGGACCCUAUUUAUAUAGAACUGAAGGGGAUCUUGAGGCUCAAUGAAACCUAACCAAGAGACUGUAAUAUUGUACAUGCUCCAGAAUUUCAAGGGCAGCUUAAGGAGAUGACACUGGAACAGCACACUCAGAGACUAUGAACUAGAAUUUGCAUACAGAUGUCCAAGUCUACUGUGUUACCAAGAGUGCAGAACCUGUUUCUUUGUGUAAGAAAGGUCAAAGGGUUGGUUUCCUGGGAGAAAUUAGUUUUGCAUUAAAGUAGGAGUAGUGCAUGUUUUCUUCUGUUAUCCCCCAAUUUGUUCUGUAACUAGUUGCCCUCAUUUUAAUUUCAGUGGCCACCUGGAUCAUCUUUGCAUAUGAUGCAUACUUAUCAGUACCACAUCCCUGAUCUCUGAUGGCUGAGCUGCAGCCUUACACCUUACUGUAUCUUUACAAUAAGUGCAAUUCCUUCAUUGUCUAUUAUUAUGCUUAAGAAAAUAUUCAGUUAAUAAAAAACAGAGUAUUUUAUGUAAUUUGUUUAUAAAAAGACAUUAUUAAAUGGGUCAAAGGUCAUGUAGAAAUAUGGAUUUCAGCAUCUUCCAAAGUUCAGCCAGUUAUCAGUAGAUACAGUAUCUUUAAAUCAACACACGAGUGUAUGUCUCACAAUAUAUAGACACGUGUGCAUAUACUGUCAAUAAGUCUAUCUUUACAAUUA
Lutra lutra (Eurasian river otter) is the source of this 3617-nucleotide messenger RNA. It is a transcript of the gene DPP10, whose product is annotated as dipeptidyl peptidase like 10. The record is from RefSeq and is a predicted model, not a curated record. The transcript has 26 exons. Gene Ontology annotation, molecular function: serine-type peptidase activity; dipeptidyl-peptidase activity. Lineage: Eukaryota; Metazoa; Chordata; Mammalia; Carnivora; Mustelidae. Gene Ontology annotation, biological process: proteolysis. Bases 521 to 2923 code for a protein of 800 amino acids.